CGAUGUGGGAGCCGGCCCUCCGCCAGUCGAUCGCCGGCGCCGGCGGCUGUGACUGCGACGAGCGGUCCUUCUCCGGAAAGGACGGUGUGGAGGACAGCGCCACGUUCGUCCGCUCCGGCAGGUCGGACCCACUGGGCUCCCGCACGGGCGGACGGUGGAUGGGGAGCGAGAAGUCGAACGGCAAAAGAGCCGGAACGUUUACGGCUUUCCAUCGCCUCAGAGUCAGAACGCGCCGCGCGCGAGCAGCGAGGCAAACAGGCAGACACCAUGAACUACGUGGGCCAGCUGGCGGGCCAGGUGCUGGUGACGGUGCGAGAGCUGUACAAGGGGAUCAACCAGGCCACCUUGUCGGGAUGCAUUGAUGUUGUGGUGGUGCGCCAGCGAGACGGCUCCUUCCAGUGUUCCCCCUUCCAUGUGCGCUUUGGCAAGCUGGGGGUGCUGCGCUCCAAGGAGAAAGUAAUCGACAUAGAGAUCAAUGGCGAGCCAGUGGAUCUGCACAUGAAACUGGGUGAUAAUGGAGAAGCCUUCUUUGUCCAGGAGGCUCACCAGCAGGAUGAGAUUGUUCCGGCUCACCUGGCCACCUCCCCCAUCCCCACAGAGGAGCCUGCAUUCUGGCCUGGGUCAGCAGCACCUGGUUCCACGCAGCCUGCCAAGAAGAAAAAAAGACGAAAGAGGAAGCACAAAGGAGACCCUCGCAAAGAGGAGCAGGCAUCCAUGGGUGGUGGAGUAGAGGAAAUUUUCGAGAUGGACCUCAGCUCUGACGAGGAGCCUGCGGCACAUGUGUCCAGGGCAUCAUCUUACUCUGCUGGGAAGGAGGUGGAACACAAGCCCCAUGUGGCCCUGCACUCUCACGACAGCUAUCCGCUCUCGGACGGUGACUGGUCCCCCUCUGACAGCCAAUUGAUGCCGGAGCCUCUCUCCCCCAAGAGUGACUCAGAGCUGGUGCUGAAGCCCUCCGACAACCUACUGAGGGCUGAGUCUCACAUGCAGUGGACAUGGGGCGAGUUCCCAGAAUCCAUGAGGGUCACCAAGAAGGAGCGGGCAGAGUUGCCAAAGACUGCAACCAUCACACCAUCAGAGAGCACACACUUCCGGGUUAUUCUAAGCUCUGAGGCCAUGGGGUUGGGGCCACGGCCGGCACCAGCUUGCGCCAUUGUCAAACCAGAGCCCCGUACUCCGGCACCUGUGUCCACGCCCACAGCCACACCUACCUUAACAUCCAGCCUGGCGAUCUCUACACCCACCAGCCCCAGUUCUGCUUCUGUUGCUGCUGCCCAGAUGGCUGGGGAGAUGGGCCACGUCUGUGGGGUGGUGAAGCCCUGCCCCCAAACUGACUCACCCUCCAAGAAGAAAGGUGUUCGUAAGAGAAGCCAGCACCAAGGCCCUGAAGAUAUCUACCUGGAUGAUCUGAAUGUGCUUGAACCUCAUGUGGCUGCACGCUACUUUCCCAAGAGCGAUUCGGACUCUGCCUCCAAGCCCUGGACAGAGGGUGGGUCACGCUCCGGCUCCCAGUCCCCGCAGUCAGUGGGCAGUGCGGCAGCCGAUAGUGGGACGGAAUGCCUGUCGGACUCGGCUGGCGACCUGCCUGAUGUCACCUUGUCCCUGUGCGGAGGACUCAGUGAGACCUCCCACAUCUCCAAAGAGAGAUUCAUGGAACACAUCAUUACAUAUCACGAAUUUGCAGAAAACCCAGCAAUUAUUGAGAAUCCCAAUUUGGUUAUAAGAAUUGCAAACAGAUAUUACAACUGGACCCUGGCAGCACCACUGAUACUGAGUCUGCAGGCAUUUCAGAAGAGUUUGCCUAAGAGCACGGAAGAAGCAUGGGUCAAAGAGAGGAUGCCCAAGAAGUCAGGCCGCUGGUGGUUCUGGCCCAAGAGAGUGGACAGGACUGCCAAGCAGUCAGAGCUCAAGCUGGAGACGGAAUCAGAGUCCCAAAACGAAGAGCGGCCGGGCCUCAAUCAGGAGAACCCCGCCCUGCAACAGAAAGCUGAGGACUCAUCGAGCGAGGAAGAGUCCCAGGAAGUGAAGGCAGCCGCCCUAUCAGAGCGACAUCAGACAGAAGGCCUCGGCCCGGUUCCAAUCCCCCCACCGCUCCCAACUCCAACUAGCACCCACUCGUACAAGAAAUCUCUGCGUCUCUCCUCUGAGCAGAUUGCCAGCCUGAAGCUGAAGGAGGGGCCGAACAAUGUCACCUUCAGCAUCACGACUCAGUACCAGGGCACGUGUCGCUGCGAGGGGACCAUCUACCUGUGGAAUUGGGACGACAAGGUCAUCAUCUCCGAUAUCGAUGGGACCAUCACCAAGUCUGAUGUUUUUGGGCAGAUCCUUCCCCAGCUUGGCAAGGACUGGACUCACCAAGGCAUUGCGAAGCUGUACCACGCUGUACAUGAGAAUGGGUACAAGUUCCUAUACUGCUCUGCACGUGCCAUCGGCAUGGCGGACAUGACAAGGGGCUACCUGCACUGGGUGAAUGAUCGGGGAACCAUCUUGCCCCGGGGACCCCUCAUGCUGUCUCCCAGCAGCCUCUUCUCAGCCAUCCACAGGGAGGUCAUCGAGAAGAAGCCAGAGAAGUUCAAGAUCGAAUGCCUCACUGACAUUAAGAACCUGUUCCACCCAAAUAAGCAGCCGUUCUAUGCUGCAUUUGGAAACCGACCCAAUGAUGUGUUUGCCUACAAACAAGUGGGUGUCCCCGACUGCAGGAUCUUUACGGUGAACCCCAAGGGCGAGCUGAUCCAGGAGCAGACGAGAGGAAACAAGUCUUCGUACAGCCACCUUAGCGAGCUGGUGGAGCACGUCUUCCCGCUGCUGAGCACGGAGCAGAGCUCAGCCUUCAUCUUCCCCGAGUUCAGCUCCUUCUGCUUCUGGAGGCAACCCAUCCCAGAGGUGGCCCUCGAGGAUCUCCUCUGAAAGGGAUUGCAGUAUGGCUCGCUCCCCC
Scleropages formosus (Asian bonytongue) is the source of this 2935-nucleotide messenger RNA. Its product is annotated as phosphatidate phosphatase LPIN2-like. The coding region runs from base 268 to 2907 and encodes 879 amino acids. Gene Ontology annotation, molecular function: transcription coactivator activity; phosphatidate phosphatase activity. Gene Ontology annotation, cellular component: endoplasmic reticulum membrane; nucleus; cytosol. Lineage: Eukaryota; Metazoa; Chordata; Actinopteri; Osteoglossiformes; Osteoglossidae. Gene Ontology annotation, biological process: positive regulation of transcription by RNA polymerase II; cellular response to insulin stimulus; fatty acid catabolic process. The transcript is spliced from 20 exons. The record is from RefSeq and is a predicted model, not a curated record.